Lactuca virosa is the source of this 1412-nucleotide messenger RNA. NCBI's taxonomy places the organism in Eukaryota, Viridiplantae, Streptophyta, Magnoliopsida, Asterales, Asteraceae. The record is from the annotation of a GenBank genome assembly.
CCUCAAAUGUUUUCAAAGAAAGUAAUGUUUAUCUUCAAAGAAAGUAAGAAAAUAAAAAGAAUAUGUAAAUGAAUGCUUAUGCCAACCAUCUCAUCCCCACAUCCUAAUUCCUUUCUUACCACGCAUGGCCAAACCCUAGAUCUGCCCCUUCAAAGUUUUAUUGCAGUUAAUUUUCCUUGAAAAACGACAACACAGUAAAGGAGAUGAGUGGCAGCACGACAGUGGCGGUAGCGGGCGGCGGUGGCGGUGGCGGUGGAAUAUCUGGAUAUCGUCCGCCGUUCACGCCGGUGCAGUGGCAGGAGCUGGAACAUCAAGCUCUGAUAUACAAAUACUUAGUCGCAGGAGUUCCUGUACCUUAUGAUCUCGUUGUUCCAAUUAGAAGAAGCCUCGAAGCUUUAUCUGCUAGGUUCUUCACUAAUCCUACUUCAUUGAGCUACUGUUCAUACUACGGGAAGAAAUUUGAUCCAGAGCCAGGGAGAUGUAGGAGAACAGAUGGGAAGAAAUGGAGAUGCUCAAAAGACGCGUAUCCAGACUCCAAAUACUGUGAACGCCAUAUGCAUCGUGGUAGAAACCGUUCAAGAAAGCCUGUGGAAUCUCAAUCUCAAUCUCUAUCUCAAUCUGCUUCUCAGUCAUUGUCAACAACUGCAGUUUCAAAUGUUAGUACUGUGAGCAAUGGUGGUGGUAGAAGCUACCAGAAUCUUGGAAAUGGAAGUUUCCAGAAUUCAUCCUUGUAUCCUACUUCUAGUUCUUGUAGUUUUGAUUUUGGAAGCAAUGUGUCAAAGUUACAGGUUCAUGGUAGUGCAUAUGGAAAUGGAAUCAACAACAACAAUUAUAGGUAUGAUCAAUCACUAACGGUUGAUGUGGAUGAUCAAAAUUACACUUCCAAUACAUGGCGUCUACUCCCAAACCAAAUUCCCACAUCUUCUUUAAUGGAAUCAAGAAAUGAAUCUUACUUACAAACCAAAUCCAUGGUUAAUUUUGACUCUGUGGUUGACCCUAUAUCAAUGUCAAAGCCAAGUCAACAACAACAACAUUGCUUAUUUGGAAGCAAAAUCGGGUCCCCAAUUGAAGUGAAAAAUGAGCAACAAUCAAUGCGCCCGUUUUUCGAUGAGUGGCCCGAAGCUAGGGAACCGUGGUCCACCACCCAGUUGUCCAUGUCAACUACUAAUGAUUACAAUGCACGAAGUGAUUGUACCUCUAAUGAUGGGUAAGAAUGGAGGUGAUUAUGAAGUGGGGUUGUGGUAAAAGAUGAAGUUUGUGUUUGAUGUGUGUAUUUGAUCUUUGAAUUACUUUGGAAUGUUGUUCAACAUGUGUUUUUUAAGAACUUUUUUUUUGGAAUAAAUGUUGGUCUAUUUUAAAUUGUAUAUUUACUUGGGUGAAGUGAAUUUUUAUAAAUGAUGUACAAACAGCGU